Molecule: messenger RNA, 783 nt
Organism: Nipponia nippon (crested ibis)
Lineage: Eukaryota; Metazoa; Chordata; Aves; Pelecaniformes; Threskiornithidae
Source: RefSeq, a predicted model, not a curated record
AUGGGCCCAUCUCUCCAGCUCUAUGGACAUCAUGUUUUCUCCUUGCAGAUGAACGUCCUCACCCGGGUGAGCACCCUGACACAGACCCUGCGAGCCCUGGACAAGCUGUUCCUCCAGCCCCGGCACUGGCUGGGCUCCUGGGUGCGACAGGUGAGCAGCUCCAGGCAGGCAGUGGCGGGGCUGGUGAGCACGGUGGCGUUCUUCCUCUGCGAGGAGCUGCUGGGCCAGCACUUCGACAUGGUCCCUGAUGGGGUGGCCGAGCCCAUCGGGGACCUCUUCCUCUUCCCGCUGGCCUCGGGGGGCCCCGGCCUGUGGGGCGUGCACGCUGGUGUCUGCUGCAGUGAUGGGGAGAUCAUCCACCUGGAAGGCAGCUCGGGGACGUCCCCAUCGGGGAUUGUGGCCAAGCAUGGCAGGAGCCACCUACUGCGGACACGGGGCCCGGCCAAGGUGCUGCGGAGGAAGGGAGGGCUGGAUGCGGCCACCCUGCAGCACCAGGUCCAGGCAGCCAUGGACCAGGCAGUGGAGUAUGACGCCGUCACCUGCAGCUGUGUCCACUUCGCCCUCACCCUGCUGGGGCUGGGCCACCUCGCUGGCGCCAUGGUGGGUGCCACCACGCCAGGGGACCCCAACACCCGCUCCGGCCAAGCGUCACCACAGCCCAUCUUCUCUCCCAGGUGUCCCCAGCGCUGCAGUGAUGGAGGCGGCGACACGCAUGGGGGACCUCCUUCCCUGGGGCACCAGCGUUUCGCCGGCGGCUUUGGCAUUCCUCUUGUGUGGCAAUAA